AUGAGCGUUUUCGGAAAAAUUUUUGGCACUGGUAAGAAGCAAGUACCACCAGCUACACCACAAGAAUCAAUUCAGAAAUUACGAGAAACCGAAGAAAUGCUCGUUAAGAAACAAGAAUUCUUAGAAAAAAAAAUUGAAGCGGAGAUAGCGUCUGCUAAAAAACAUGGUACAAAAAAUAAACGAUUGGCUUUACAUGCUUUGAAAAGGAAGAAGCAAUUCGAGAAACAAUUGCAACAUAUUGAUGGUGUUCUUUCAACUAUAGAAUUUCAAAGAGAAGCAUUAGAAAAUGCAUCGACAAAUGCUGAAGUGCUACAAGUGAUGGGAUCUGCAGCUAAAGCUCUUAAAACUGCCCACAAUGAUAUGGAUGUUGAUCAAGUUCAUGAUUUGAUGGAAGAUAUCGCUGAGCAGCAAGAAGUUGCCAAUGAAAUUGCUGAAGCUAUAAGUAAUCCAGUUGGAUUCGGUCAUGAUAUAGAUGAAGAUGAACUCCUGAAAGAACUAGAGGAAUUGGAGCAGGAAGAACUUGACAAACAAUUACUGAAUGUUGGACCGACACCAGCAACUGUUUCGGGAUUACCUGAAGCACCAGUCGCAGAUUUACCUGUUGCUUCGAAGAAGAUUGCUAAAAAGCAGCAAGAAGAUGAUGAUCUUGCUGAGCUAGAAGCAUGGGCCAACGCAUAA
This is a messenger RNA of Dracunculus medinensis (Guinea worm), 678 nucleotides long. The record is from the annotation of a GenBank genome assembly. Lineage: Eukaryota; Metazoa; Nematoda; Chromadorea; Rhabditida; Dracunculidae.